CCUCCAAUAUCCCUUGAAACUCUGCACGAAAAUCUCCCUUCUCCCACGCAAAAACAUUCUCCCUCGGCUUUUUCUUGGUCAUAGUUUAAAAAAAACAACACAUCCAACAAAAAACGAGUCAUUAUUAUAGCCAUUUUUUAAAAUAAUUAUUUGACUUUUGGCAUCAAGAUUCUUGAACAAAUGAUAAACAAAACGGGAGGAACCAUGAUGGUCGUCGAUCUCAAAAACACACCUUCCAACCACCACCACAGCCAAAGCCACAGCCUCGGCUGCGGCCAUAACAAGCCACGCCCUAAAUUCGGCGACCUCUUGAAGGCCGAUCACGGAAUAUUCUCCUCUGGCGAAGAAGAUUCCUCCCUCGACGUCAACAAUAACAGUGUUAACGUUAACGUUCAUCAUCAGCAACGUUACAGCAACGCGUCGGCGUCCACAAUGAGCAGCGCCCCGACAAGCGGCGAGGGUUCUCCGUGCGUAAUGUCGCCGUGGGCGACGGGUCGGUCACCGUUCGCGACCCCUUCGAGCCGAGGCUUCUUAGACGAUGUCUUUGAAACCAACGGUCUCAUAGGGUCCAUCGUACGGGAAGAAGGGCAUAUAUACUCACUCGCUGCCGCAGGAGAUCUUCUCUACACAGGCUCGGACUCGAAAAACAUUAGGGUUUGGAAGAAUUUGAAGGACUAUACCGGGUUUAAAUCCAACAGUGGCCUCGUGAAGGCCAUUGUGAUAUUCGGAGAUCGGGUUUUUACUGGUCAUCAAGACGGUAAAAUCCGGGUUUGGAAGGUUUCGAAGAGAAACCCUGGCCGACACAGGCGUGUAGGGGAGGACAUGGUGAAGAGUUCCAUGAACCCCAAGCAUUACAUCGAGGCUCGUCGGAACAGGAAUGUCGUGAAGGUGAAGCAUUUCGACGCGGUUUCGUGUCUAAGCCUGAACGAAGAAGUCGGGUUAUUGUACUCCAGUUCUUGGGACACGACCGUGAAAGUGUGGAGAAUCUCGGACUCCAAGUGCUUGGAAUCGAUCCGUGCCCACGAUGACGCGAUAAACUCGGUCGUGGUAGGGUUCGACGACUUGGUCUUCACGGGAUCGGCGGACGGGACGGCCAAGGCGUGGAAACGUGAGAUUCAAGGCAAAGGGACGAAGCAUUUACUGGCUCAGGUUUUGCUGAAGCAAGAAAACGCCGUUACGGCGUUAGCCGUCAACUUAACGUCCGCCGUUAUAUAUUGUGGCGGGCCAGAAGGUUUCGGGUUGGUAAACUUCUGGCAACGCGAGAAGCGAGGCCUCUCGCACGGAGGCACGCUCCGUGGGCAUAAAUCGGCGGUCCUGUGCCUCGCCGCGGCGGGGAAGCUCGUGCUGAGCGGCUCGGCCGACAAGAACAUAUGUGUCUGGAGGCGCAACCCGGAUGGGGCCCACGUGUGUCUGUCCGUGCUGACAGGGCACAUGGGUCCCGUCAAGUGUCUCGCCAUCGAUGAGGACAGGAGCUUCAACCGCCGCAACCGACGCGGCGGGGCAGGUACGGCCACGGCGGGGGAAGAGAGCUACAGUGGAAGCGUGGAUAAGUCGGUGAAGGUGUGGAGGGUGUCGGAGCGGACACCGACGUGGCAUGAGAUGGAACCGUCGCCAGAUAUGACGUCAUCGUCUCCACCAUGUGAAAAAGGGAAUGUGUAGAUUUCGUUUUCGGCGGCGCGUGAACGAUCACGCGCUGUUGUUGAAGUAGUGGACGAGCACUGAGAUGACGAGCGUGAGGGUUGCCACGUAUGAUCGUAGCCGCGAGGAAUCGGUUGAGUGAGUCAACGAAUAGGGUGAUGCCAAGUCAGCAGAUUCGAUGGUGAGUGCGUUUGAUGGCUGUCACGUUAUUGAUUUUGAUUUUUUCCCCCUUUUUUACGGUGAAAUUUGUAACAAAACUCGAACCAACAUGUUCGUGUUUAUCAUGUUGUGUAAUAAUUUUUUUUUUCUAUAUCCAUUUUCGAGUUGUGCUGUUGGAUUUGGAAUUUUUUUUGUUAAA
Tarenaya hassleriana is the source of this 1996-nucleotide messenger RNA. RefSeq names its product guanine nucleotide-binding protein subunit beta-like protein. The record is from RefSeq and is a predicted model, not a curated record. NCBI's taxonomy places the organism in Eukaryota, Viridiplantae, Streptophyta, Magnoliopsida, Brassicales, Cleomaceae. Gene Ontology annotation, molecular function: protein binding.